Pseudophryne corroboree (corroboree frog) is the source of this 1541-nucleotide messenger RNA. It is a transcript of the gene SLC38A11, whose product is annotated as solute carrier family 38 member 11. The record is from RefSeq and is a predicted model, not a curated record. The coding region runs from base 149 to 1528 and encodes 459 amino acids. Gene Ontology annotation, biological process: amino acid transmembrane transport. Gene Ontology annotation, molecular function: L-amino acid transmembrane transporter activity. The transcript has 12 exons. Lineage: Eukaryota; Metazoa; Chordata; Amphibia; Anura; Myobatrachidae.
AUUGAGUCUGCUCCAGUGACUUCCCUGCACAGUUAUCCCCUCUCUGCUCAUGCCAUAUUCCAGACACUGAAACAUAUUUAUACCAAUCUGAGAGCAUGAAGUCAUUCUGAAGAUACAGCUAUAUCCUUGAGAAGAAAAAUAAUUCAGGAUGAAGACUACACAGUUGCAAAACAGACAUCUUGAGCAGAUUGAUACAGAUGAUAGAACAUUACUUGUGGAAGAGGAUGAAACCGACAGGAAACUUACUGCCAAUGUGUGCUGGGCAGGGUUUAACUUGAUAAAUGCCAUCCUAGGUACAGGAAUGAUUGGAUUACCAUACUCUAUGAAAUUGGCUGGAUUGCCAUUGGGACUAUUGCUUUUGGUGGGAGUCGCGUAUGUCACAGAUUACUCUAUGAUAUUGCUUAUUAAGGCAGGAGCAAUGUCUGGCACCAGCACUUAUCAGUCUCUUGUCAGCAGGACGUUUGGAGUUCCUGGAUAUCUGACUGUAUCAGCUCUACAGUUGUUAUAUCCUUUUGCUGCGAUGGUCAGCUACAACAUCAUAACAGGAGACAUUUUGCCAAAAAUAUUUCAAAGAAUUCCAGGAGUUACUCAAGAAAGUAUACUUGCUGACCGACGCUUUGCUAUCUUGAGCACAACAAUCCUGAUUACUCUUCCAAUUGCACUAUACCGGAAUAUGGAAAGGUUAGGAAAGGUAUCUUUGAUGUCCCUGAUUUUAACUGUAAUCGUCAUGUUCAUGGUAAUUAUUCGAGCAUCAUCUCUCACUUGGUCAAUACCCCAUACUGAAGAUGCAUGGGUUUUUGCAAACUGGAAUGUAAUGCAAGCAGUUGGAGUCAUGUCUUUUGUAUUUAUGUGCCACCAUGCCUGUUUUUUGAUCUAUGGAUCUCUGGAAAAAGCGACAGUCAGUAAUUGGUCCGGUAUUACUCAUGUGUCAAUGAUAAUAUCCUUAAUUAUCAGUGUCCAGUAUUCAGUCUUUGGAUAUGUGUCUUUUACAGGAUUCACCCAAGGGGACCUGUUUGAAAAUUAUUGCAAGGAUGAUAAUCUGGUCACUAUUGGAAGGUUUUGCUAUGCAAUAACGAUAAUCCUGAUUUACCCUAUGGAAUGUUUUGUUGCUAGAGAGGUGAUUUCAAAUGUGUUCUUUGGUGGAACCCUUUCUACCAUUGUCCAUUUUGCAGUGACCCUGUUAGUUGUGACUCUUACCACAAUUAUAUCUUUACUCUUCAACUGCCUGGGGAUUGUGCUGGAACUUAAUGGUGUUCUGAGCGCGACUCCUCUCGUCUUCAUCAUCCCUACUGCGUGCUAUAUAAAAUUGUCAGCGGAUCACUGGUACCAUGCCAACAAUACAUUGCCCUGCUUUAUCCUUCUCCUCGGUGUAAUAAUAAUGCCAGUAGGGUUUGUCAUGGCCAUCUUAUAUCCACAGGAAUGUAGUCACGGCAGUGAGAUGUUUUACUGUUUUGCAAAUGUUACAUUUUUCGAUAUUCCCUCAAACAGAACAUAUCAAAGCAAUGCAUCUGAAAUAAAAAUAAAAUAAUUGCUUGACAAAA